Nicotiana attenuata is the source of this 1068-nucleotide messenger RNA. RefSeq lists its product as uncharacterized. The transcript is spliced from 4 exons. Bases 1 to 1068 code for a protein of 355 amino acids. The record is from RefSeq and is a predicted model, not a curated record. NCBI's taxonomy places the organism in Eukaryota, Viridiplantae, Streptophyta, Magnoliopsida, Solanales, Solanaceae.
AUGCUGGUAAAGGAUGGAAAAGCUGUGCAUGAAAAGGUCGUCCCUGUGGUAAAUGUGGAUGAGCAAGCAGAAGAGGAACCUAGUUCCUUGACUCACAAGUCCUCGAGUGAAAAAUUUGUGAAGAAAUCUGGUGACAAGACAAUGAAAGAGAGCGGUGGAGAGUCUGAUGAUGAAGAAGUAGAAAAUUCAGGUGAACACAUGCAUAAAAAGUCAAUGGAGAAAGGAAAGUCUAUCUACAAGUCAAUAAAAAGAAAAGUGGAUGAUGAUGUGGAACCUUGUACCAUCAAGAAAGCAAAAGUUGGUGAGUCUCUGAGUUCUGAGAAAGAAAAGUUGAGAAAUCAGAAAUUACUGUGGGGCCGCAUAUUUGCCCCUGACAUUGUAGAUCUUGCAACUGAAUAUGAGCUAUUCACAAUGAAGGACGAUGAAUCCAUUCAAGAUAUGCAUACCCGAUUCACCUCCAUCAUCAAUGAGCUCCACUCUCUUGGGGAUAUCAUUCCAAGAAACAAUCUUGUCAGGAAAAUUCUCAGUGUCCUACCCAGCUCCUGGGAAAGUAAGGUGAACGCUAUCACAGAGGCAAAGGACUUGCAAGCGUUGACCAUAGAUGAACUUCAAGAUCAGUACAAAAACAACUCUAACAAAGCAGCCAAGAGUAACUCGGUUCUUGAUAAACACUUCAAGAGAAAGAAUGCAACUGACAACGUUGUGAAACAAGCUCUUGUUGCAUGGGGAGACUCCUCCAGCAAAUCUGAAGAAGAAAAUGAUCAUGGUGAUAGUUCAAUGAUGGCAAGAAAUCUGAGAUCCUAUUGUCCUAAAAAACUCAUGUCUUUGGCAAAUGUGUUAAUUGAUGCUUAUCGCAAUCUUUUAAAUGAUAAAGAUGCCUUAACUGUGGAAUUGGGAGAAGCAGAACAGUCUAGAGAUGAUUUAGUAGUCGUUGUGGUUGAUUUAAAGGAAACAAUUAAGAACCUGAAGAAAGAGAAGGAUGCCUUAGAUGAAAAAGUUGCAAACAUUGAGCAUGAGAGAGAUGACCUAUUAGUGGUGGUAGUGGACCUAAAGGAAACAAUUGGGUAA